Molecule: messenger RNA, 751 nt
Organism: Melanotaenia boesemani (Boeseman's rainbowfish)
Lineage: Eukaryota; Metazoa; Chordata; Actinopteri; Atheriniformes; Melanotaeniidae
Gene: ubald2
Product: UBA-like domain containing 2
Exons: 3
Coding region: 169-699 (176 amino acids)
Molecular function (GO): protein binding
Source: RefSeq, a predicted model, not a curated record
GGUGAUGACAUGAAAAUAUUGUUGUUGCUGCUGAAGGCUGCGGCAGGAGACGGACAGGGAGGCAGCAAUCACCGAAGGUUCGCUGCGGUCGAGUCGAGUCAUCGCUUUAGUUUUAUUUAAUUUUUCUUUCCUGCUUUAACGCAACUUCGCGUCGCGUGGGGGGCAGCCAUGUCGGUGAAUAUGGACGAACUCAGGCAUCAAGUGAUGAUUAACCAGUUUGUUUUGACGGCUGGCUGCGCCGCCGAUCAGGCGAAGCAGCUCCUACAAGCGGCCCACUGGCAGUUUGAGACAGCUCUGAGCUCCUUCUUCCAGGAGGCCAACAUCCCCAGCCACCACCAGAUGAUGUGCACCCCCAGAAACACCCCCGCCACGCCACCCAACUUUCCCGACGCCAUCACCAUGUUCUCCAAGCUUCGGGCGUCUGAGUGCGGCCCUGGUGCCAGCAGUGGCCCCUCCCAGGUGUCCAUGGCCUGCUCCCCGCCGCCCUCUUCCUCCACGUCAGGGUUCAGCUCAUUCUGGGCCUCCUCGCCCCCCAGCCACCAGCCAGCCUGGCUGCCCCCGUCGUCGCCCACAGGUCACCACAUGCACCACCACCACUACCACCACCACAUGCAACACACUCCCAUGUGGCCCCCUGUGUCUCAGCCCAGCGGCUCCCAGCAGCCCCCCGUCGUGUCGGCGUUCCACGGUCAAAGAUGAGACCGUGUGGCUGAGCUGAGGGAGGGUGGGGGGAGCAGGGAGGGAGGGAGGC